AGACAGAAACGUGUUCCGCGAUAGCGGCCAGCUCAUCACUAGACUUUUUCCUUCUCAAAUGGCUUCUGUCCUGGUACCGGUCGCGUACAUCAUCAUUGUGUUUGGAAGCUUGUUCAUCUUCUCCUACUAUUACAGAAGACAGGCAGCUUCUCGAAUCCCCGAGCCAUACUUCACUUCACAUCCUGAAAGAAAUACCUACGUCACCCUCCUUCAGAAAACAGAUCCACCUACCCCAGAGGUUAUCCUCAAAUCGGCGCUGGUCCGUCGUGCCAUCGCUGAUGUCCUGCGUGUUAUGCGUAUACGAGAAGACAAACCGGCUCUGCAAAAUCUUGUCCAGAAAGGUUCUGUGGGAGACGAUCUUUUGAACAGCUUGCUCGCUGCGGAGAAGGAGAUGGAAGCUGAAAUCAUAGAGGUCAUGAAUGAAGCUAAUUCGUUCGUGGAGGGUUGGGGUCCUAUCAUUUUCCCAACGGCCAACGAAAUGAUCGCCAACGAAAAGAUGCGUGCUAUCUUUGAGCAGACCGGAGAUAGGAGGACGGAGUUAGAAAGAAGAUAUGGUCGGAAGGCUCAAAACACGCCUAACAUCGCCCCUAUAACUGUCACAAUGACCCCUUCGAACUCAGUUCCUCGUGCUGCACCUCAAGCCAACGGGCAAACUACUGUUGAAAAUGCAGCUACUAGUGAUGCAGAAAGCCAGUCAAAAUCUGUGUGUUGAUAGUUGUCACUUCUUUGUUAACCAUACUGAUGCAGAAGCAGGGCAAAAAGGGUAAGAAGAG
This is a messenger RNA of Lentinula edodes (shiitake mushroom), 773 nucleotides long. RefSeq names its product Pre protein translocase subunit Sec66-domain-containing protein. The transcript is spliced from 3 exons. The record is from RefSeq and is a predicted model, not a curated record. Bases 59 to 712 code for a protein of 217 amino acids. NCBI's taxonomy places the organism in Eukaryota, Fungi, Basidiomycota, Agaricomycetes, Agaricales, Omphalotaceae. Gene Ontology annotation, cellular component: Sec62/Sec63 complex. Gene Ontology annotation, biological process: post-translational protein targeting to membrane, translocation.